Ficedula albicollis (Collared flycatcher) is the source of this 1067-nucleotide messenger RNA. It is a transcript of the gene CCDC137, whose product is annotated as coiled-coil domain containing 137. The record is from RefSeq and is a predicted model, not a curated record. NCBI's taxonomy places the organism in Eukaryota, Metazoa, Chordata, Aves, Passeriformes, Muscicapidae.
ACGGCCGCAUGAGGAGUGGCGGAACCAUGGCCCGGCGAGCGGGACGGGGACAGGGACAGAAACCGGCCCGGGGACCGCGACAAAAGCCGGGAUCGGGGCCGAAACAGGGACAGAGACCGGGAUCGGGACCGAAACAGGGACAGAGACCGGGAUUGGGACCGAAACAGGGACAGAGACCGGGAUCGGGACCGAAACAGGGUCGGGGACCGGGACCGGGACAGAAAGCGAGACCGGGGCCGGGACAUGGACCGGCUGUCCCGCUGCGCAGCAGGAAGGAGAAGAAGGACAACAUGAAGCCCAAACGCCCUGACGAGCAGGAGAUCCCGUUCCGCCUGCGGGAGCUGAUGCGGAGCCGCGAGGCCCUGAAGCGCCCACAUCCUGGGAGGAGGCAGGUGGCAGAGAAGAAGCAGCAGCAAGAAUCCAAAGGCCCCAAGGCCUCGGGGGACAUCCCUGUGCCCAAGUUCCGGAGGGGCAAGGGGGAGUCGGAGCGUUCCUACAUCUGCCGCAUGGAGCAGGAGGUGCAGCGCCUCCUCUUCCUCACGGAGAACCAGCUCCAGCGGGAGCCUGAGAAGGAGGCGGUGGCUCCAGAGAAGUCCAAAAGGAAAAAAGAGUUUCAGAAAAGGAAGCUGGAAAAAGCACGGAAGAAGAAGGAGGAGAAGAAGGAGGACAUGCUGGAGAAGAGCCUGUUCCAAGACACUGUGCCAUUCGGAGAGGUGGUGACACAGCCUCCCACCAUCACCUCACGGCCCAGGGGACGGGGUCCUGCCGAGCAGGCUGGACGGAAGCAGCUCCUCCUGACGCCUCGCCUGGCGAUGGCUCGCCAGCGCAUCCUGCAGGAGGAGCGGGUGCGCGUCAUCCGGGCCUACAGGGACAUCCAGAGGCGCAAACAGCUGCAGCGGGAGCGCGCCCGGGCCGGUCCUGGCUGAGGACUUGGGGCUCGAGAGGGACAUUGCCCCGAUGCUCUUGUGUCACUGCUGAGCCCUGGGGCUUCCCACAGCUCCUCGCUCCACGGCUCAGCGCUGGACUGGGGUCCCUGCGGUGCCGCGGAGUAAAAAGUGCCAGUGGGA